GACAGUUAAAAGUCGCCAAAGAACUGCAAUUCAUCAUUUUCAUCUCUCUUUCCAACUGCAUUUAUGCUCAAAACUUUGAAAUCUUUCCACAAAACUCCCAUUUUGCAGUCCCUGAAGUCGCAUUUGACGCCGCCAACUGGUCAUAUCAAUUAAUCGCUUUGUAAACAUUGCAAAAAUUUUCAGUGAGAUCAUCAUCCGCCACUUUAAGAUUUUUCCGUAGUGCAAGUAGCAGCUCAAUUAUGGGUCCAUUCAAGUAUCCCGAGGCACGCAAAGACGAAACAAUCGUCGACGAGAUCCACGGCAAGAAAAUUCCCGACCCAUAUCGAUGGUUGGAGGAUCCCGACAGCCCGGAAACGCAAAAAUACGUCGAAAGUCAGAACGCAAUUGUGAAGCCGUUCCUCGAGGAAGGCGGCGAAUGGCAAAAAUUGAAUGCAAAACUCACGAAAUUCUGGAAUUACGAAAAGUAUUCGUGUCCAACGCGUCACGGGGAUCGAUAUUUCUUCUACAAAAACACCGGAUUGCAGAAUCAGAAUGUGCUUUAUGUGCAAACGUCGUUGGAAGCGGUGCCGGAAGUCUUUUUGGACCCGAAUACGUUGAGUGACGACGGGACAAUUGCGUUGCAGGGAUCCGUUUUUAGCGAUGACGGCAAGUUGUUUGCGUACGGAUUGAGUGAAAGUGGCUCCGAUUGGGUGAAAAUUAAAGUUAAAGAUGUCGAAACGGGAAAAGAUUUUCCGGAGACUUUGGUUCACACGAAAUUCGUGAGAUGCGCAUGGACUUUGGAUAAUAAGGGAUUUUUCUAUCCGCGCUACCCAAAACAAGGAAAAGCCGACGGAGUCGAGACCGAUGCCAUGCAAAACCAAAAACUUUAUUAUCACCGCGUCGGCGAUGACCAAGAAAAAGACGUUUUAAUCGCCGAAUUUCCCGAAGAACCAAAUUGGCGUCUUAUGCCCGAAGUCUCGCACUGUGGCAAAUACCUCAUCUUAUACAUUAUGCAAGGCUGCAAGGACAUGCUUUUAUAUUUUGCCAAAAUCGACGGUGUCGAUAUCCAAGGAAAGCAGGAAUUUGUCAAAGUUGUCGAUAAAUUCGAGGCGGAUUUCGAUUAUAUCACGAACGAGGGCAGCGUCUUCAGCUUCCGUACUAACAAAAAUGCCAAAAAUUAUCACGUUAUCAACAUCGAUUUUGACAAUUUGGAUGCCGAAUGGAAGGUUCUCGUGCCCGAACACCCGAAAAACGUGCUUGAUUGGUGCCAUUGUGUCGACAAGGACAAGAUUAUCUUGGGUUACAUCGAUGACGUGAAGUCUGUGUUGCGUGCCAAUAGUCUCGUCGAUGGCAAAGAGAUUUUCAAGUUUGAUAUUCCAAUUGGAACGAUCAUGGGUUUCAGUGGCGAGAAGAAAUAUUCGGAAGUUUUCUACCAUUUUGUGUCGUUUUUGACUCCGGGCGUCAUUUACAAGUUUGACUUUGCGAAGCCAAAUGAGAAACCGACGCUUUUCCGCGAAGUAAAGCUCGAGAAUUUCGACGGAUCGCAAUACGAGGUCGAACAAAAGUUCUACAAGAGCAAAGAUGGCGAGAAAAUUCCCAUGUUUAUCAUCCAGAAAAAGUCAUCGGGCAAGGAUAAACGCAAGGGAUGUCUCUUGUACGGCUACGGCGGCUUCAAUAUCAACAUUCAACCGAGCUUUAGUGUGACGGGACUUGUCUUCAUUGACUCCUUCGACGGCGUUCUUGCUUACCCGAAUAUCCGUGGAGGCGGCGAAUAUGGCGAACGUUGGCACGAUGGCGGUCGAUUGCUCAACAAACAAAAUUGUUUCGACGAUUUUCAAGCUGCAGCCGAGUUUCUCGUCGCCGAAGGGUACACAUCACCCGAUAAAAUUGCCAUUCAGGGCGGUUCUAAUGGCGGAUUGUUAGUUGGCGCUUGCAUCAAUCAACGUCCCGAGUUGUUUGGAGCUGCUGUGGCGCAAGUUGGCGUCUUGGAUAUGUUACGUUUCCACAAAUUUACCAUCGGACAGGCAUGGCAAUCGGAUUAUGGAGACAUCGAGGACCCAAAACACUUUGAAAACUUGCUGAAAUAUUCGCCGUUGCACAAUGUGCGUACACCAAAGUCCGCCAAAGAGCAGUAUCCGGCAACGAUGGUGUUGACAGCGAGUCACGAUGAUCGCGUAUCGCCGUUGCACUCGUUGAAAUUCGUUGCGGCACUGCAUGAGGCCGUCAAAGGAUGCGAAUUUCAGACGAAUCCGCUCUUUUUGCGCGUUUACAGCAAAGCGGGACACGGAUUCGGGAAGCCGACAGCGAAAAAAAUCGAGGAAGCAUCCGAUAUUCUCGCAUUUUUGUGCAAAACUUUGAAAUUGGACUUGAAAGCAUAAAGUAUCAAACACUUUUGUAAACUAACAACACCUAAAAAACGAAUAAAAUAAAGAAAAAUU
Culicoides brevitarsis is the source of this 2417-nucleotide messenger RNA. RefSeq names its product prolyl endopeptidase. NCBI's taxonomy places the organism in Eukaryota, Metazoa, Arthropoda, Insecta, Diptera, Ceratopogonidae. Bases 240 to 2357 code for a protein of 705 amino acids. Gene Ontology annotation, cellular component: cytosol. The record is from RefSeq and is a predicted model, not a curated record. Gene Ontology annotation, biological process: proteolysis. Gene Ontology annotation, molecular function: serine-type endopeptidase activity; oligopeptidase activity. The transcript has 3 exons.